AUGCGACGUGAACACGAGGUGCGGUUUCUUCUGAGCGCGUGCACAUUUGGAGCUCCGCCGAUUUUGACGGCUGCCAGAAACGGACAUGCUGAUAUCGUGGAAUAUUUGAUAUCAAAGAAUGCCGAUAUCGAACAACGAGAAGGAGCGACCGCGCUGUGGUGUGCAGCGGCGGCUGGUCAUUUCGACGUCGUUAAGCUCCUGGUCAAAAAUGGUGCCGAUGUCAAUCGUCCAUCGGGGACCAACAGUACGCCACUGAGAGCGGCCUGUUUUGAUGGCUACUUGGAAAUAGUCCGAUUCUUGGUUGAGCACGGUGCGGAUGUCGAAAUUGCCAAUAGACACGGUCACACCAGCUUAAUGAUCGCCUGUUACCGUGGCCAUGUGAAGGUUGCAGAAUAUCUCAUAUCCGUUGGUGCUAAUGUCAAUCAGAAAAGUUUGAAAGGGAACACUGCUUUGCACGAUGGUGCUGAGUGUGGCAACGUAGAGAUCGUAAAACUUCUUUUG
Soboliphyme baturini is the source of this 501-nucleotide messenger RNA. The record is from the annotation of a GenBank genome assembly. Lineage: Eukaryota; Metazoa; Nematoda; Enoplea; Dioctophymatida; Soboliphymatidae.